CAUUGCCAGUGCGAGCAACAUAUCAGUGUAUAUUUUUGAAUUUUAAUGAUAAGAUAAAAGAUAGACGUAAAUAUGUAUGUUGUUAUUUUAUGUGUGUGUCUGUGCGACAGUGAAAAAUAAAAACGUGCAAUUAAUUUAAUUAGUGCUGUGGAUAAAUUAAUUUGCAAUGGCCAGAAGGUUGUCGACUUUUAUGUCUAAGAAAAUCCACAAAUGUUGUUUAUAUCAACGGCGAGAGGUCUCUCAAUAUUAUCCAAUAGACGAACAUGUUUUCGGGUUAAAUUCGGAACAAAUUCAACUUAGGGACACUAUAUUUACAGUUGCUCAAAAAGAAUUGGCACCGAAAGCGAAUGAAAUUGACAAAAAAAAUAAUUUCGAUGACCUUAGGAACUUUUGGAAAAAGCUCGGUGACCUUGGUGCAUUAGGAAUUACAGCACAAAGCGACUAUGGCGGUACAGAUGGAAAAUAUUUGGAUCAAGUAGUAAUCAUGGAAGAAAUAUCUAGAGCGUGUCCAGCGAUUGGUUUAUCUUACGUAGCUCAUUCUAAUCUUUGCUUAGGUCAAAUUCAUCGAAAUGCCACUAGGGAGCAGGCUAAAAAAUACUUGCCAAAAUUAUGUUCAGGUGAACACAUUGGGGCACUAGCAAUGUCUGAGCCAAAUUCUGGAUCUGACGUGGUCUCCAUGAGAUUAAAAGCAGAAAAAAAGGGGGAUUACUACAUUUUAAAUGGCACCAAGUUUUGGAUUACUAAUGGACCGGAUGCUGAUAUUCUAGUGGUUUAUGCCAGAACAGACCCCAAAGCCAAACCUCAACAUGGGAUAUCAACUUUUAUCGUCGAAAGGAAAUCCGCCGUUGGAUUUCGAAGUGGUGUCAAACUAGAUAAGCUUGGAAUGAGAGGCUCCAAUACAGGAGAACUAAUCUUCGAAGAUUGCAAGGUGCCCAAGGAAAAUCUUUUAGGGAGAGAAAACAAAGGUGUCUACGUUUUAAUGAGUGGUCUGGACCUAGAAAGGCUCGUAUUGGCAGCCGGCUCGGUAGGAAUUAUGCAAGCUUGUUGCGACGUAGCGUUUUCGUAUGCCCACGUAAGAAAACAGUUUGGUAAAAGGAUCGGAGAGUUUCAAUUAAUUCAGGGAAAAAUGGCGGACAUGUACACGACGUUGUCGGCUUGCCGUAGCUACCUCUACAGCGUUGCAAGGGCAUGCGACAACGGAAAAAUCAGCCCUAAAGAUUGCGCAGGCGUGUUUCUUUACUGUGCCGAAAAGGGGACUCAAUUGGCCCUCGAUGCCAUCCAGAUCCUGGGUGGUAAUGGAUACAUUAAUGAUUAUCCGACAGGAAGACUUCUUAGGGAUGCCAAAUUGUAUGAAAUUGGUGGAGGCACCUCAGAAAUAAGGAGGAUGGUGAUCGGGAGAGAAUUAAAUAAAGAAUAUUUUUGAAUAAAUAAAAUUUUUUGUAUUGAAUAA
Anthonomus grandis grandis is the source of this 1450-nucleotide messenger RNA. RefSeq names its product isovaleryl-CoA dehydrogenase, mitochondrial. The record is from RefSeq and is a predicted model, not a curated record. The transcript has 7 exons. Gene Ontology annotation, cellular component: mitochondrion. Gene Ontology annotation, biological process: L-leucine catabolic process. Gene Ontology annotation, molecular function: 3-methylbutanoyl-CoA dehydrogenase activity; flavin adenine dinucleotide binding. Lineage: Eukaryota; Metazoa; Arthropoda; Insecta; Coleoptera; Curculionidae. Bases 167 to 1423 code for a protein of 418 amino acids.